ACUUCCGCCGUCCCAAUUAUUAUUUAUAAUGAUUUAGUUGUUGGGAGGCCUUCCACCAUGUUGUUCCUUCUGACGGUAUUUGUGGCGGUGCUGAGUGCUGAGGGAUCUAAACUUAUUUCUGAUGAAUUAGAUCCAUCAUGGCACGACUUGGUCGCAGCUGGUGGCAUGCACAUCGGUCACGGCCGAACUAAACGAUUCGUCGAACUGAACAAGGAUCAGCCAAAUGUGCCCUACCAAGCCUGCCUUCUCCCCAAUGGCAAAACAGGGCAUUGCCGACACUUACACUAUUGUAUUCAAGAUGAGUUCAAGAAAGAUUUCAUGAAGUUUAUGGACUAUAUCUGUAUAAUACAACAUUCAUCGAUCGGUACUUGCUGUCCCGAUGGCAUGGGUGAAGCAGCCCCUGAUGCUUUGGCAGGAGACCUUCCCGCCACCGCACCGCGCGAUGAAGAUGAAAUCAGCCUAAAAAUAACCAGGGCUGAUAACAGAGGCUGUGGUCUGAGCACGCGCGCACAAGGCCGUGUGACCGGCGCAAGACCAGCCAACCCGCGCGAGUGGCCGUGGAUGGCGUCCAUCACACCGCCCGGCUUCGAGCAAUACUGUGGAGGAGCUCUCAUCACUGACCGACAUGUGAUGACCGCUGCGCAUUGUACUAGACGCUGGAAAGCCGAAGAACUAUCCGUGCGGCUCGGCGAAUACGACUUCCGUAGAAGCAACGACUCUCGCUCAUACAAUUUCAGAGUCAUUGACAUUAGACAGCACGAGCUUUUCGAUUCCUCUAACUAUCACAAUGAUAUAGCCAUCUUGAAGUUACAUAGACCAACCGUGUUUAAUACUUAUGUGUGGCCAAUUUGCUUGCCACCAAGGGGAACACAGCUGGACAAUGAAAUUGCUACUAUUAUAGGGUGGGGAACACAGUUCUACGGAGGUCCUCACAGCGACGUCCUCAUGGAGGUCUCAGUACCUGUGUGGAGACACGAAGAAUGUGUGAAAGCUUUCACUGAUUCGGUGUUCGAUGAAACUCUUUGUGCUGGUGGUCGGGAAGGAGGCAAGGAUGCCUGUCAGGGUGACAGUGGCGGUCCGCUAAUGUACCAAAUGUCAAGCGGCCGCUGGUCCGCGAUCGGCGUCGUGUCGUGGGGCGUGCGCUGCGGGGAGCCGGCACACCCCGGCCUGUACACUAAGGUCGAUAUGUACUUGGAGUGGAUACUCGCCAAUACCGUGUUUUAGACAAUAAAUGUUUGAUAUAGC
Messenger RNA from Colias croceus (clouded yellow), 1245 nucleotides. RefSeq names its product venom protease-like (gene CLIP3). The coding region runs from base 58 to 1224 and encodes 388 amino acids. The transcript is spliced from 8 exons. NCBI's taxonomy places the organism in Eukaryota, Metazoa, Arthropoda, Insecta, Lepidoptera, Pieridae. The record is from RefSeq and is a predicted model, not a curated record. Gene Ontology annotation, molecular function: serine-type endopeptidase activity. Gene Ontology annotation, biological process: proteolysis.